AUGCUUGCCUUGUUCCGCAUUCUCUUCAUUUUCUUCAUUGUCCUUCUGCUGUUUGUGUUCCACGUGAACUACGGCGAAUCCGACGUGGAGAAGAAGGGAACGCAGGCAACGUGCCUGAAUUGCUCCAAGCUGAAUCGAUACAACAUCAAUUGUUGUGGAGACUGCGGUGGACACUGGGAAGAUUUCUUGGAUCCCACAUAUGUGCCACCGAGUCAACAGCAGGGGCAACACCAAGCAACUUCUUCGACAGGGAAGUCAUCAUACAAGAAUCGACAAGAUCGUCAAAACUAUGCCUACCUGAACUACACGGAUCCCUGGUAUGGCGAAGAUUGGGACUAUGCCAGCGACCGCGAAAGCAAUCACAGUUCACGGUCACCGAGACAGAGGGCUCAACCACCUCGACAAAGACAGCCUCAAUCGCAGACCAAGAAGCCGAAGCAGCUUCCACAACACAAAGGUGCACAUCGACCCAAAGGACAAGGCAAGGGCAAAGGCAAGGGGAAGCCGGCCAUCGAGCCUCCUCCAUGGUCGUCUGUUGCACCGAAAGCCAAGACGGCACCGCCGACGGUGCCGACUCCUGCAGAGGCAAAGCUUCUCGAGAUCGUGAAUGUCCUGAAGAAGAAGGACGACCCAGAGCUUCAGAGCCUUGCAAAGGAAGCGGACGUCCUCAACAACAAGAAUGCAACGUCCAAGUUGCAUCGAGCUGUUGCGAUUCAUGGGGAUGCGAAGACAGCCCUUUUGGAGGCGCGACAAGCCCGAGCCAAUUUGCACGCCUCUUGGCGCCAAUACUUGGACAGUGCUGUAGAGACAUGGAAGUCCUUCAUCGAGGACUUCAACAAGGAGGACAAGCGUUUAGAGGAGGAGAUUGGCAAGACAGAUGCUCACCUCAGUGCCGCUCAGGAAGCCCUCGACGAGGCCAAGAAAGCUGCAACUGCAGAAGAAUUGAGCGAUCAAGUGGAGACCAUCGAGGACGAGGAGGAGUUGGACAGGACUGUGAAGUCCAGUGCAGUCAUGAGGGAUGGCCUCAACACCAUGCUGAACGGCUUGGAACAGAUUCGCGCCAAGACAGACGAGCUGGGCGACGACAUCGGCAACAAGCGUCAGCGAACAGACGAUGGCAGAGGGCAAUCAUCUGCCAUGCAGCCUUUUGGUGGGGCCGGUCGCUGA
Messenger RNA from Cladocopium goreaui, 1167 nucleotides. Lineage: Eukaryota; Dinophyceae; Suessiales; Symbiodiniaceae. The record is from the annotation of a GenBank genome assembly.